ACACACACACACACACACACACACAGCUGCUGUAGCUGGGGAUGAAAGGCUGCUUCUCCUCCUCAGACCUGCGGCACAGAACCUGCGGCGCUGUAACAUGUAUCUCCCAGAUCCGACAGAAAGUUUAUUGAAGGAAAGUAAAAGCUCGUCUUGGAGCCCAAUCAAUGCAGGAGUACAGAAAGGAAGUGGUCAGAUCCAGCUGUGGCAGUUUCUCCUGGAGCUCCUGUCGGACAGCUCGAACGUGUCAUGUAUAGCGUGGGAGGGGGCGAGUGGCGAGUUUAAGCUGACCGACCCGGACGAGGUGGCGAGACGCUGGGGAGCCCGCAAGAGCAAACCCAACAUGAACUACGACAAGCUGAGCCGCGCCCUGCGCUACUACUAUGACAAGAAUAUCAUGAGCAAAGUUCACGGCAAGCGCUACGCCUACAGAUUCGAUUUCCGGGGCCUGGCGCAGGCCUGCCAGCCCUCUUCCUCUUCCACUUCCUCCUCCUCUUCCUCAGAGGCUCUUUACACGCUUCACACCAACUUCACCUCCAUUCCCUUCUCAGGAAUCUCCAAGCUGAACCUGGUGGCUCCCGGCGUCGGUCCUCAUGGCUUUCCGUACUGGACCGGAUCAGGACCGGCGCUGUAUCCGAGUCACGGCCUGCAGCCACCUGCGCAUUUCAGUGCAGCGCACAUCAGCUGCGUGAACAACAUCAACCACCUCAACAACAUCAACAAUCACUACAACUGAAGUGCUAAGUCAUCUGGUGUAUGGAGAAUUUUCUAGAUGUUGCCAGUCAAGGUGACUGGAUUUGUAGCUAAAUCUUACUAAUGUUCAGAAGUUUCUAAUCUCAUCUGAUUACGAUGACACAAAUCCGCUCACUUUGACUUGCGCUAAUCCCGUACCUGUAUCACAGGUUAGUGAGUUAGCAUGAAGUCUACCUGCGAAUCCAAACGCACACUUACAGGUUUCCUGUACAAUUAAUCGUUAUAAGUUGCAGGAUCACUAUUUAGCAGAUAAUUAGUGGCGAAUAUGUAAAUAAUUUACAGGAUGUGUAGUAGCGUAGCAGGCGCUAACGCCUUUUGGACAUAGCAACAAGUUAGCUGGCUAAACAACGUAAACAGGUGCUGGGUUAGCUCAGCUAGAAAUGUAAUUAUAAAUGUAAAAAAAGCCUCAUGCACAUUUGUGUGAACAAUAUCAAUCAUUUGGAACGAGAAAAUCUGUCUUAAGAAUCGAUUUUUACGGCUAAGCAUUUUUAGACAGUUGCAUGCUAAUGAAUGGUGUUGCUAUAGAAUCCGGGGUUUUUUGUAGCAUGCUGCCCUGAUUAGCUCACUAUUUCUAGCUGUUCAAUUUGGAGGAAAUCUGGAACAAAGCGUAGAAGUGAGUGAAUUAUAAAUGAAGUACAGCUGCUAUGAUGGGGAAAUUUCCAAACCAGGCAGCGAAGAAGCUCCUCAGGAUGCUCUCAAUAAUUCCUCUGUAGAACGUGCUGAGGAUGGGUGGUGGGAACUAGGUCUUCCUUUCUGGGAGCAUUCUCAGAAAGUAGAGACACAGGAAUAAAAUAAUUUCUAUAUCAAUACUAAUAAUGUUGUUUAAUUCACUAAAAUUCUUUUCUCCUGGGAAAAAUCCAGAAUGAUCAAAUUUAAAAGUUUUCACUUUUUUGCUUUGUGGGAAUUUUUUUUAAGACAUGCCAAA
Silurus meridionalis is the source of this 1675-nucleotide messenger RNA. It is a transcript of the gene fev, whose product is annotated as FEV transcription factor, ETS family member. NCBI's taxonomy places the organism in Eukaryota, Metazoa, Chordata, Actinopteri, Siluriformes, Siluridae. The transcript has 3 exons. The record is from RefSeq and is a predicted model, not a curated record. Gene Ontology annotation, cellular component: nucleus. Gene Ontology annotation, molecular function: DNA-binding transcription factor activity, RNA polymerase II-specific; sequence-specific DNA binding. Gene Ontology annotation, biological process: cell differentiation; regulation of transcription by RNA polymerase II. Bases 98 to 733 code for a protein of 211 amino acids.